This is a messenger RNA of Galendromus occidentalis (western predatory mite), 1798 nucleotides long. It is a transcript of the gene Urm1, whose product is annotated as Ubiquitin-related modifier 1. NCBI's taxonomy places the organism in Eukaryota, Metazoa, Arthropoda, Arachnida, Mesostigmata, Phytoseiidae. The coding region runs from base 173 to 475 and encodes 100 amino acids. The transcript has 4 exons. Gene Ontology annotation, biological process: tRNA thio-modification. Gene Ontology annotation, cellular component: cytoplasm. The record is from RefSeq and is a predicted model, not a curated record.
GUUCUUUCUCGGUUUUGAGAAAUUUCAUUGCCAGCUCCAUUGAAAUCCGUCGCUCUGUCAGCUUUACUCUGAACGCAAUUUCUUGCCGGAUUGCUUUCUGAAAUCCCCUUUUGAUGACCGCGUUGGACCCUCUGGAUACUUGAGAACGUACUUCGAAUCGCUCGGCACUACUAUGUGUGAUAUCAGUCUCGAAUUCGCCGGAGGAGCUGAACUCCUCUUCGAGAGUCGCAAGAAACAGAGUGUCUCCCUUCCACCGCAGGAUCGGCCCUGGACGAUAGACCUCCUGGUUAAAUGGCUCGCGAAGAAUCUCCUGAAAGGCAAUCCUGAGAUGUUCAUUCACGCGGACGGUAGUGGUGUUCGCCCUGGAAUUCUCGUGCUCAUCAAUGAAAUCGACUGGGAACUCCUGGGCGGCAAAGACUAUAGGAUCCAAAACAAUGACUCCAUACUCUUCGUGUCAACAUUGCACGGUGGCUGAACAGGCUCACCCUCACCUCCCCGUCCCCUCGUCUCCAUCGUUCCCGUCACUUUCAACGCUUCCAUGUUUAUAGUUUCUACCAUUUUCCCAAGCUGACUGAAUCCACCUCCCGAUCUCGGAUGUGGCUCAUGACCGCGUAACUCAUCAUCCAUGGAUUUCCCUUCUUAUCUCUACUGAGCGCCGAUCUCAAAAAUGCUCUAGUGUUUUCGUUGAGGUUUUCUCAAACCAAUAAUAAUCGAUUGAUUCUGAUCAAGCGGACCUGGAGAGCUUCCCACGGUGCUCAGCAUCGAGGAGGGACUCCGAAAGCUCCGAUGUCAGAGAUACCAUCCGAGCGGUAUCACCGCAAGAUGGCUGCUCCACUUUGGUGCGCGGUUUCGAUGAGUUCGGGUUGGUGCGUGGAACAGAUUCCAUUCCUCGGUUUGACUGGCCCUACCCCUUCAUACAUUCCCUCUCGCACAUUUCCAUGGGGAUUCCGUUCGAAGGAAAUCGCUUUCACCUCACGAGAAGAACAUCGAUCAGGGGAUUGGAACUGUCUCUGUCAAUCACACAUUUUUCGUUCAUUGCACCCGAAAAGAAAAACUCUCUAAUGCCCACUCCUCACGUAACGUCGAAGUCGCCUGGUCCCGGAGUCGGACGAGGAAUAUCGAAACGGCUAGAGCCAGGUGAUAAUCGGGGCACAGGGGUCAUAAGGCAAGCAUCAAUAAAUCUCAACGAGCACGCCUCAGAUACUUCACUGCGAUCGUACACCCAUGGGAUUUUCCGUUUGCGAUUGAGGAGAAUCAUCAUAAGCUGAGUUCGAAACGAAAUUUUCGCUGGGACGACGGGUCUGAUCCGUCCCUAGAUAUCGAGGCUACUCGAGGAAACAGGAUGGUGCCGGGGCCCCUACCCACAACAUUGCGAGACUCAGAAAGAAACUCGAGAUUGUACGAAACAGAAACUUAAGCGAACAGUGACUCUGGAGGACUCGCGAGAGAUGAUCUAGAAAUGAGCCCGGAAUUCCACCCAAGACGAUAUCGAUGUUCAUUCGGAGAUGAAGCCGUCACAAUUGGAGAAAUUCGGGGUUUCGAAAAAAAGCUGAUUGCGCAGGACAUAUUUUCCGCGGAACUCUCAUCGGAUCAGAAAGUUACUUUAGCGCGCUGAGGACUGCUUAAGCCUCACUCACUCAAUACAUUGGAAUGCAUAGAUCGUCGCUCACCUAACGAAGCUCAAGAGGCACGUGCGUACAGCUCAUUGAAUUUACGUUUGUCUGAAUAGCUUCCAGUUGUAUAUAUACUCGGUGAUUAUUAAAUGAAUGCGAAAUAAAAUGAGCAGAGCAAAGUGAAA